AUGCCAGGCUUCGCAGAUUCGUUCUGGUCAUCCGGCGACUAUGCUGGAGGCCUUGGUGUUUUGUUUGGUAAACUUCAGCAGGGCGUGGCAGAGAACCAGCAGAUUCUUACCAUUGCGCGGAUGCGAGCUGAAGCCGAGGAUGUUUAUGGGAUGAAACUGGGUGAAAUAGGACCGGCCACAGAUAGGAUAGCUGGCGGAUUCUCCCGCGAUGAUGGAGCCAGUGUGCGGAAGGCCUACGAUGGUGUCCGCACUGAAAUGGAAGAGGCCGCUAAGAACCACCGAAAGAUUGCCCAGAGCAUUAGAGAUCUUGUCGUUGCGCCUUUCACGAGGUGGUGCGACGCACACGAGUCCCGACUACAGAAUUCCCAAGACGAGCUGCAGUCACAUAUCAAGACGCACGAUAGGCAGGCCGAGAUUGUCAAGAAGCUGAGGAGUCAGUACUUCAACAAAUGCCGGCUAGUCGAAGAUAUUGAGGAGGAGAACAAGCUGGCCUUCCAAGAUCCAGAAAUGAGUCCGAAACCAAAAAUACCCGAGAUCAAAGUUCAGGACAAGGAGGAAGAGGAAGAUGAGCCACUCGAGAUUGCCGAUGAAUUCUACCAGCCAGAGCAGGUGCGCAAAAUUCUGACGCACAUCCUGCAGACUGUGAGGCUCGGCGAGACCAAGGUUGCAAUUCUGGGCACAUACACGAACACCACACCAGGAGCGGAUAUCGUGGACUACCUCCAGAAGCACAUGGGCGCGACUAGCGUCAGCCAUGCUGAGAGGAUUGGACAGGACCUUAUUGGUCAUGGAUUCUUAAGACUGAUUGGCAAUGUAGGAAAUGAGUUUGCCAAUAGUUCAAAGAUGUCUUACCAAUGGAAGCCAAAAGCUUUCCAGUGGGCGGGUGUUCCGGAGAAGAAGCAGCCUCUUGGUCGAACAUUCUCGCUCGCCAACAGUGAUACACUGGAAUCUCCAGUAGUCGGAACUGUUACCGAGUACCUAGCUGGUUGGAAUCCUUUGAACAGUGCCUAUCCCAAUGAAACACCAGGCGACCGUCUUCGCAGAGAAGCCGCUGAGGCAGACCAAAGAUAUAAAGCCGGUGUCCGAAAGCUUGACCUAUACCGAUGUCAGAUGGAAGAAGCUAUUAUUGAGCAUCUGAGAUAUCUAGAGCGCUGCGAGCUGGACAGAUUAAAGGCCAUGAAAACGAUCAUCUUGGACUUUUCCGGUACUAUUAGCAACGUCAUUCCAAGUUUGCAAUCUACCGUGGACAAAAUGAUGCUCUAUCAGGAAACUGUCCAGCCGCUUGGAGAUCUUCGAUAUCUCCUUGAGAAUUACCGAACGGGUGGUUUCGCCCCAAAAGUUACUGUUUACGAGAAUUAUUAUAACUCUGCCGACGAACAAACCUUCGGUGUGGAUCUUGAGGCGCGUGCACGAACAGACAGGAAGCGCGUUCCUACAAUCAUUACCACUAUCUUGACAUUUUUGGACAACCGCUACCCAGAUCUUGAAGGCGAUGAGGCUCGCCGAAGCGUCUGGCUCGUCGAAGUACCACUUUCACAAACUCAUCGGGUCCGAGAGGCCUUGAAUACCGGCAAGCAAUUUAGCGUUGAAACUUUGGAGCCAUUUGAAAUUCCCAUAAUUGCCAGCGUACUUAAAUUGUACUUGUUAGAACUUCCAGAUUCCCUUGUCUCGUCACACGUCUAUGAAAUCAUGAAGACCAUAUAUUCCACCCCAGCAUCUGAAUCAUCGGAUGAAACCCGCAUUUCUGUAUUGCAAAAUACGCUUAGCCAAUUACGUCUAGCUAAUAUCGCGACUCUAGACGCAUUAAUGACCCACUUCACCAGACUUAUCGAAUUGACGUCUGCAGAUGAAGCUUAUAUCGCUGCACUAGCUACCGCAUUAGCACCCUGCAUUCUGCGGCCAAGGACGGAGACCUCCAUGACUAUGGAGGAGAAAUACUCUUAUCGCCUAAUUAGGGACCUCUUCGCACAUAAAACCGCCAUCUUCAGCGAAUUGAAGCGUGCCUCAUCCUUGACGCAUAGUAUUAGUGUUGACACUAGGCCAAGAGCAAUUAGCACAGAUGAGAGCAAUCGUAAAGCCAAUUUCGAGGCGCGUCAACGUGCUGUAAUUGCCGCCAGUGGUCACAGUGGUGGUUCGCGCAGCCGAGCACCUUCUCCUGCACCAUCACCUCGUGGCCAUCGUCGAGACAGAAGCUCUGGUGGCCCGGAGACAAGAUUCCCGGUUCAGACAUCACCUACCAAUCCAAGAGAAAAGCAGACCGUCGCCAGACACAGUCUUGAGGUUCCCGGAGAUACCAUCGUUGCCUCUACUGAUGCAACUGCAGCCCCUGUUUCCUCAUCGGCGCCUCUCCAGAGUAUCACCAACGGCUCAUCAGAUACCACGACCACCAGUGCAACGUACAUGCCAGGAAUGGACGACGGUAUGAUGAAUGAAGCCAUCAGCGCCGAGAAGAAUUCUGUCGAGAAACGGAAUAGCUUAGGCAGAGCGCCUGCAGCUGUGGGUGGACGAUUUGGUGGUCGAAAGCCAGUAGCCUUACGCAUGGGGCAAAACCACGACCAAUCGAAACGCGACAGUGUUGGCAGUAUGAGUGGAUAUGACGAUGGAGUCGGGGAGAAGUUUGGCGUUACUCUUGUUGACAAGCCCAUGGAUGAUUAA
Messenger RNA from Glarea lozoyensis ATCC 20868, 2655 nucleotides. RefSeq names its product GTPase activation, GAP. NCBI's taxonomy places the organism in Eukaryota, Fungi, Ascomycota, Leotiomycetes, Helotiales, Helotiaceae. The transcript has 4 exons. Gene Ontology annotation, biological process: cytoskeleton organization; small GTPase-mediated signal transduction. Gene Ontology annotation, cellular component: cell division site; division septum; cytoplasm. Gene Ontology annotation, molecular function: GTPase activator activity. The coding region runs from base 1 to 2655 and encodes 884 amino acids. The record is from RefSeq and is a predicted model, not a curated record.